GCGACGGUCCAGACCCGCCGCCGCUCGCGCUCGGGUGCCGCCCUCUCCCCCUCCCCUCCCCUCCCCGCCGCGGCCGCGCCCCCCGUCCUCUCCACGCCGCAUCUGCCGGUCCGCCCGUUACCCCGCGCGCGGCCGUAGGCGCGGCCAGGGUCGCCGCCUGAACCGCAGGGGGACAGCGGCUGGGGCGGGAGGGGGGGCGGCAUCAUCUAGCUAGGGUUCCCCAUGGACGGUGGCGAGAGGACGUUCAAGGCGAACUUCACCGGCGAAGGGGUGGCCCUGCUGCGGGACUGCGUCAAGGAGAAGCUCAGGGAGCUCAUGGGCGACUACUCGGACGACACCCUCGCGGAGUAUGUUGUGGUUUUGCUCAGAAACGGGAGGCGCAAGGAUGAGGCUGCAAAGGAGCUGCAGGUUUUUCUGGGCGAUGACAAUGACGCAUUUGUAUCCUGGUUAUGGGAUCACCUCUCCUCAAAUUUGCACCAUUAUGUGCAACCUAAUGCUGUCUCUACUAAUGAUGAAGCUAAAAGCAGUUACAGUACUGCUAGAGAACUGCCUGUUUGUAGUUUGACUAGCAGUAUAAAGACUAAUCCUGAACCUGAAACUGAAACCCAGAAGACAUCAAGAACUCAUCAGAAAAGAGAGUGGGGAGGAAUUGUUCGAGAACAAACAGAAGCAGUUCCCCUUCGAAGUGUUGUAGCCAAAGUUUCGCAUGCAGAGGAAAAAGCUUUUCAUAAAUCACAUGAAGUGGGAAAAGCUUUUCAUAAAUCACAUUCUGUAAGACGAGCCUGCUCACCUGACAUGCAUAACCACAGAAAGAGAAGCAGAGAGGAGGAUGCUCGAUUGACCAAGAGGGCAUCCCACCAAGUGAUUGGUGCACCGUGCCGGCUUCUUCAGUUUGCUGUUCGUGAUGCUGUCAGAACUGUGCAGCCAGUGAUCUCUAGAUCAGAAUCAGCUUCCAAGCGACUUCGUUCUGUGGUUUCUACCUUGGCAUCAGAUUCCGCAUUUGAUGUUACUCAUGUUGGGUCUCAGAGAAUAAAUUCUGAUAUGAGAAUAUCAGGUGCCACAGCAGCAUUAAGAGCUGCAGCUGAGGCUGCUGAGGAUGUUCUUAAGGACAAAUAUUCUGCAAGCGUGUUUAACAGAUUGGGCGGAAUGCCUACAUUGAAUGCUACUGAAGAAUCACUCACUUUUAGAGAACAAGAUCCAGAAGAUGGAGAGUACGAGAAUAUCAAUAGUGUCCCAGCAGAAAAUAAAGUUGAAUUUCAUGAAAGAAAUCAGUAUGGUGGCGGUGAUGCUUACAUCUAUGAUCGGGAAACAGCGGAAGCUGCUGGUUCUGCACCAGAUAUUGAUGAGUAUGAUAACACUAUUGCAGUUAGGUACAAUGGUUUGGGUUCUUGCCGAAAUACAUUGCCUUCUAGUGGAGGCAAAGAGUCAUUAGUAGUGGGAUACACACGAGGAGCUGCUGAAGUAAGAAGCCGGAAGUUUAUAGCGCAGGGGACACAUGCUGGUUCAGGACCAAGACCAUCCAAAAAGAUCUUAAAUACUUCUGCGAACAUUAGUACACCGAAGCUUCCCAACCAUGAAACAAGGGAUGCUGCUCCAUUUGAGCCUCAAGCGUCAAUGGAGAAGAGAAGUGUUGAUGCAAGAAAGUCAAAUGUGACAAUAGCACAUGCUAACACUGCACCCAUGACUGAUAAGUCCAAAGAUUUGAUACAUUCUAGUUCUAUGGUGGAGGCACAGAAGGUGUCAUCACUUGCUGUUGGAUCAUACUCUACAGGUCAACCUGAAGGUGGCACUGACUCUAGAACUGUCUUCAUUAGCAAUGUACAUUUUGCUGCAACGAAAGAUGCUCUUUCUCGUCAUUUCAAUAAGUUCGGGGCUAUCCUGAAAACACUGAUUAUGACUGAUGGUGUCACUGGUCAGCCAACAGGCUCAGCGUACAUUGAGUUCAUGCACAAAGAAUCAGCAGAGCAGGCAUUAACCCUUAAUGGCACAUCUUUCAUGUCACGCAUUUUGAAGGUUGUUCGAAAAAGCUCUAUUGAAGUGCCCCAACUUUCUGGCAGGCCCCGUGCUUCUCGGGGAUCACCAUUUGCUUCAAGGCUCAUUAGAACUGCAUACCCAAGGCGGAUGUUUUCUGGUGCUAUUCGUGGGCGUCUACCACUCAGAGGUGGUGCUCGGAGUUUACAAUGGAAGCGUGACACUGCUGAUUCCACUGAUGCUGGGAAACCCAGUCAAACGACACCUGCAACCCCUGGUAAUCAGUUGGUAACCCAAACCGCACGAAGCUUCACCUACACACGCACUGAGCCAAAACCCAAUGAUGGUGCGAUGGUUUGAUUGCUCAGCCGCAGCAUGCCACUGCUCUUGAUGGAUCUCGCAGAAAUAGCUCAUUGAUGGCUGUUUCGUGGUUCAGCCUCUUUUGGUAAAUAUUAAGUAGAUGCAGAUCGUAGUUAGUAGCAGGCUGGUUUUUGUGGACCUCAAACUUUGAGCCAUAUUCUGUGAGGUUUUCUGUGCUUUUUUCCCAUUCGUUGCGCGCUCAUGCUGUGCUGGCUGGCUGGCUGUGUGAAGUUUGUGCACAGAAAAUAUAUAUAAAAAAAAGAGUAAAGGAAAUGGCGAAUGCAAUAGGAACAUUUCAACAUUUGUUAUUAUUAGUAGAUGAUUAUUCGGCCUCCACGGUUUCCUUGUCAAAUGAUGUGAUCAUGCCCAAAUAUGUAGUUUUAGUAACUUCUGCUUAUUUAACUCGAGGAUAUCUUUUUCA
Phragmites australis (common reed) is the source of this 2752-nucleotide messenger RNA. RefSeq lists its product as uncharacterized. Gene Ontology annotation, molecular function: poly(A) binding. Lineage: Eukaryota; Viridiplantae; Streptophyta; Magnoliopsida; Poales; Poaceae. Gene Ontology annotation, biological process: regulation of mRNA stability; mRNA processing. Gene Ontology annotation, cellular component: nucleus; cytoplasm. The coding region runs from base 223 to 2331 and encodes 702 amino acids. The transcript has 9 exons. The record is from RefSeq and is a predicted model, not a curated record.